AUGUUGUCUGAUGCUGAGAAAAGGAAGCAAAUAAGUGUUAGAGGGAUUGCUCAGUUGGAAAAUGUGACAAAUCUUAAAUCUGACUUCAACAGACACUUGCAUUUUGAUGGUGUUAAAGAUAGGAACGUCGCAACGUCCCUCGACUUCUAUCAAGCGUUAGCACGUACAGUUUGGGAUCAUCUUUGCUCUCGAUGGAUUCGAUCUCAGCAGUUUUACCAUAGAGAGGAUCCAAAGCGCAUAUACUAUUUGUCCUUAGAAUUUUACAUGGGCCGCACUUUGACCAAUACAAUGCUGAAUGUAAAUAUUGCUGCUGCAGUAGAUGAGGCGAUGUACCAAUUGGGACUGGAUAUUGAGGAACUAGAGGAAAUGGAGUCUGAUGCUGGUCUUGGCAAUGGUGGGUUAGGACGUCUAGCUGCCUGUUUCUUGGAUUCAAUGGCAACAUUAGGGUUGGCCGCUUAUGGAUAUGGCAUCCGUUAUGAUUACGGCAUUUUUGAACAGUCUAUUCGCGAUGGCUGGCAGGUUGAAGAACCCGACGAGUGGUUACGCUUUGGAAACCCUUGGGAAAAAGGUAGACCAGAAUAUUGCUAUCCUGUCAACUUUUACGGGCGUGUUGAAGAUGCUGGAAAUGGACGUAGACGAUGGGUCGAUGCUCAUCCAGUCUUUGCAAUGCCCUAUGACACCCCAGUUCCAGGGUAUAGAAAUAACACUUGCAAUACUCUUCGGCUGUGGUCUGCCAAAGCUCCAAAAAGUUUUGAUCUCGGUAUAUUUAAUAUGGGUGAUUACAUAAACGCUGUAUGUGCACGUAAUCAUGCGGAAAAUAUAUCCAGAGUUCUUUAUCCAAAUGACAAUUUCUUUGUUGGAAAGGAACUUCGCCUUCGUCAAGAGUAUUUCUUAGUUGCUGCCACUUUGCAGGAUAUAAUUCGGCGUUUUAGAAGUAAUGAUUCCCACCAUCGAUCGUUUGAUGAAUUUCCCAACAAAGUUGCUAUCCAAUUGAAUGACACACAUCCCUCACUGGCAAUUCCUGAAUUACUACGUAUCUUAGUUGACUUGGAGGGUUUAGAGUGGAAAAAAGCAUGGGAUAUAAGUUACCAUACAUUUGCGUAUACAAACCAUACAAUCUUACCUGAAGCAUUGGAACGUUGGCCUGUCACAUUAUUGGAGCAUAUAUUACCACGUCAUUUAGAAAUUAUCUAUCAAAUUAAUGCUGAGUUCUUAGAUAUUGUACGUGCGAAAUGGCCAAACGAUGAUGACCGUAUUCGUCGUAUGUCAUUGGUAGAAGAAGAAGGCGAAAAACGUAUUAAUAUGGCCUACUUGUGUAUUGUAGGAUCUCACACAGUUAAUGGAGUCGCAGCAAUACAUUCACACUUAUUGAAAACUCAAACUUUCAAAGAUUUCGCUGAAUUAUGGCCAAAUAAAUUCCAGAAUAAAACAAACGGUAUUACACCUCGUCGUUGGUUGCUAUUAUGUAAUCCAAAUUUGUCAGACUUAAUUAUGGAAGGAAUGAAUGGCAGUGAAUCAUGGAUUGUUAACCUUAACGAAAUCGCCCAGUUAAAAUCACGUGUAAAUGAUGUUAAUUUUCUACGUCAGUUGAUACGUAUCAAACGGGAAAACAAGGCUAAAUUUGCUUCUUAUAUGGAACAACAUUAUGGUGUAACAAUCAACCCAGCAUCUCUAUUUGAUAUCCAAGUCAAAAGAAUUCAUGAGUACAAACGUCAACUAUUAAACUGCUUACAUGUCAUCACUUUGUACAAUCGUAUUAAAGCUAAUCCUGAAAUACCAAUCUGUCCACGUACAGUUAUGAUUGGGGGUAAAGCUGCUCCAGGUUAUCAUAUGGCCAAACUUAUUAUCAAGUUGAUCAAUUCCGUAGGUAAAGUUGUCAAUAAUGAUCCAGUUGUACGUGGUAGAAUUAAACUUAUUUUCCUUGAAAAUUAUCGUGUAUCUUUGGCUGAAAAAAUAUUCCCCGCCGCUGAAUUGUCAGAACAAAUUUCUACAGCCGGUACAGAAGCGUCGGGUACCGGUAACAUGAAAUUUAUGCUCAAUGGAGCUAUGACUGUUGGUACUAUGGAUGGAGCAAACGUAGAGAUGUGCGAAGAAAUGGGUCGAGAGAAUAUGUUUGUAUUUGGUCUAACCGUAGAGCAAGUUGAUGCUCUUCACAAAGUUGGCUAUCAUCCACAAGAAUAUAUUGAAAAAGAACCAGAAUUGAAAUUAUGUCUGGAACAAAUUCGGGAUGGCUUCUUCUCUCCGGAAAAUCCACAUCUAUUUAAAGAUAUAUAUAAUAGCUUAGCAUUCGAUGAUCGCUUCCUGCUAUGUGCAGAUUAUGCAAGUUAUAUACGUGUGCAACAAGAAGUUGAGGAAGCUUACAAAGAUGAACUAAGAUGGUCAAAAAUGAUGCUUAUGAAUAUUGCUUCCUCCGGGAAAUUUUCUUCUGAUCGUACUAUACGUGAAUAUGCUCGAGAUAUAUGGGGUGUUGAGCCAUCAACCAUUAAAUUACCACCUCCAUUUGAACCAGCUAUAGAAAAGAAAUAGUUUUAUCAAACAAAUAUUCAGACGUUCACCUUUUAUGAAUACACUUUUUUGUCCUAUAUCUUCACGACCUGUUCCCCUAUUGUCAUUUAGUCUAGUUAGUAAUUUGAAAAAAGAAAGAAAAUAACUUUUUCCACUGAUGAUUUAAAGAAAAAAAAAAUUAUUCUCUCCUUUCCUUUACAUGUUAAUGUUUUUCAACCUGCAAUAAGUAUUUUAUGUAGAGAAUAUUUUUAAUUCCCCUAUUAUAAUGUUAUCAAAUUACCAAUAACUCGCUAAUUAUGACUGCUAUAUGUUAUUCUUAUUCAGUAUGUAUUCAAUUCGUAAUAUAAUGCUUGAAUUAGAUCUGAUGCAAACAAACACAUCAACAUAAAUUAUGAUUAUCAUACUGUAACAGAAUGCAUUCAUCCUUGACUUCUUCCUUUUCUCUCUUCUUUAUUUAUAAGUAUUUAGAUCACUAAUAAUAGUAUUGGUGUUAACCAUUGUCAUAUAGGGAACUAUCGUUUGAUUAUUAUAUUGGGGCGGGGGAAAUGAAAGUUCAUUUGCUUGUGCUCUUGAGUUUUACAAACAUGACCUUUCUAAUUAGUUUAUUACUUAAUGUAAUAUUGUUAUGACUAAUAUUUGUUUCUUAUUUGUUUGAUUGAUUUCAACUUAGUUAUUUUUAAGCAAAAUAUUAAAAAACAACCCAAUAAAAUGUGACUAAUAAAUGCCUAUUAGUCAAUA
Molecule: messenger RNA, 3243 nt
Organism: Schistosoma bovis
Lineage: Eukaryota; Metazoa; Platyhelminthes; Trematoda; Strigeidida; Schistosomatidae
Source: the annotation of a GenBank genome assembly